This is a messenger RNA of Mollisia scopiformis, 925 nucleotides long. RefSeq lists its product as uncharacterized. Lineage: Eukaryota; Fungi; Ascomycota; Leotiomycetes; Helotiales; Mollisiaceae. The transcript has 5 exons. Gene Ontology annotation, cellular component: L-cysteine desulfurase complex; mitochondrion. Bases 281 to 622 code for a protein of 113 amino acids. Gene Ontology annotation, biological process: iron-sulfur cluster assembly. The record is from RefSeq and is a predicted model, not a curated record.
ACCUUGAUGGCAAGCAAAACAAAAUAUGGUCUGUUGAAGUCAACAGCAUACAUUCAGCUAAGGAGGUUCUCCCUUGUCAAAGCAUUAGGAACAAAAGUAUUUUCCUUUGUUGUCUGGUCUCUCACGUGCUUGAAGCUAUGCUAUUUGGAAGUUCCUUAUCUUAUCACGGAGACGGAUUUUUUGAAAUCCGGGCUAAUGAGCUAAGAAUGCCGCUACCUCAAUUUCUUGAACUUCGUUUUGACUUCAAGUCAUCUGCAAAACCAGCCAGCAACUUGCAAGAAUGUCUGUUGUGUCAGGAGUGAAGGGAGAGACGGCUGCUCAGGCGAGGUCCUUGUACCGUCAAUUAUUACGGCAGAGCGACCAGUUCGCAGCCUACAAUUUCAGAGAAUAUGCGAAACGAAGGACGAGAGAUGCAUUCAGAGAACAUAAGGAUGUGCAAGACGAGAGACAAAUUCAAGAGUUGAUGCAGAAGGGUCUGAAGGAAUUACAGUCAAUGAAGAGACAAACAGUCGUCAGCCAAUUCUUCCAAUUGGAUCGAUUAGUUGUGGAAGGUGGAAAGACGGGAAAACAAGGAGGACGAAGAAAUGAUAUCGUGAGGCAGAAGGAAACGGGAUGGGACUGAUCGGUCGAAACUUGGCAUCUCUGGGAAAGGAAUGCUUCACGACGUUACGUUAGACUUGGGACGAUGGCAACCAUCAUCUUGUACAACAAAUGUAUAUCCAAUAAUUUCAAGGAGACAAAGUCCAUAGGUUGGUGCCGGAAAGCAGUUGAGGCACUGGGCCUAGAAGUAAUAAAGCUUCGAAGCAUGUAUGGCUAAAAAGAAUGCAUCUCCACAAUUCCCUGACUGAUGAGAUGACUUUCUGCGAGCGCAAGGUGCCUGCUCAUUUCAACCAUGAUCUUGAUCAACACAUCUUCAAGACUUUCG